Fusarium tjaetaba is the source of this 8850-nucleotide messenger RNA. RefSeq names its product PA14 domain protein. The transcript has a single exon. The coding region runs from base 1 to 8850 and encodes 2949 amino acids. NCBI's taxonomy places the organism in Eukaryota, Fungi, Ascomycota, Sordariomycetes, Hypocreales, Nectriaceae. The record is from RefSeq and is a predicted model, not a curated record.
AUGGAUAAAAAAUGGCAGGAUAUUUUGAUUGGCCGGUUGGGUAACAGGACUUUGGUCAAUGCCCUUGCUGGAGAAUUGGCCCAGGUUCAAGCUUCAGCCCAGUCCGACGAAGAGUCUGUGGCCGCCCUUGUUGAGAGAUUUGAGAAGUUCUGCAACGAAAACAAUGAGGGAUUGUCAGAAGACGAAGUAACUCAGCUGCACUAUAUCUCCGAUCUGAUCAAAGCGACGAAGGGAUCCGUACUUUUCGUCAAGUCAAUUGUCGAUUAUGCUCCCGCCCAACGAACGGUUGGCACUGCCAUCGUUGAGUACUAUGGUGCAAAUCCAGGGUCGCUAGGUGAAAGCGGAAACCAAUCACUGCGUCUCUGUCUCUUUAAGACUCGCCCAACAGAAACCCUUGCAGGUUUGGUCAAAGCGAGCAAACUUUUGAUGCCAACUAAAGCAAGUCAGAGGCUUGCCGAGCUGGUACUACUCUCCGCUGUGGAGCAAGGAAUAAACAUAUCCAAGCAGUCACUUCCGGGCAUCAACAAAAAUGUUGACAAGUCCAAUCCAGAUGUCUCCCAAGAGUCUAGGAGCCAUGUUGCGGCUCUUCAGCGCCUCCACAGACUUGUCCGAGACCCGCUUAACAUAAGCCCACUGUUGGCCAAAGGCUUCUUGUCCGCGAAUUCUAUCGCGGCGACGGACAGAGACGCAUUUGUCCGACUUCUUGGUACUGGUCACGGCGGCGCGUUAGUCCUUUCUGAAGAUGUCGCCAUCACAAUUUGGCAGCAAGCCAAUCUUAUCGACCUUCGGAAUUCACGUCUCUGGACCGACUUCAUUCUGCAGCGAGAAGAUAUACCAGUCUUGGCUUUGGAAAAGCAGGCCGACUCAGACCCUCCCACUGAGAGCGACGGCUCAACUCAAGUCAUCACCAUGGAAACGCUAUUUCGGGAGUAUGACAGCAUAGAGGUUGACGAGUAUUCGUCUGUCCUGUCGCCGGCAGCGUACCUUGUUGAUCUUCUUCAACUUCUGCGUUACUCGUAUCUGAAUCCUAAGGAUGAAAACGAAACGAAAAAGCCAUCGCGACUGCUCACAAACUUCCUUGACCGGCGUCCAGACGUAGCCGACUUACAACUUUCCGAGGCUAACACCACGACUUUGGUGAGAUACACCGACCUUGUCAAUGAAACCCUGGAGGCUUUCAUCGCUGGGGCUGCUCAACUGGACAAGACUACAGUUCCUGCUGAUCAAGAGGCGUCCAAACCUGUAAAUGACAGAGCAUCUGAAGGCCUCACUUCGCCGUCCACGGACUGGAGAGUCUACGCAAGUGUCAUCCAGCAUCAAAAGUCUCCGCCCAGUUGCGCUCCCUUUAACAUGGGUCUUUAUGCCUGUCGUGAAUACUUUCAAGCUAUUGGUCUAUCACUCUACGAUCUUUUCGAAUUGUUUUCGCCCCUUUCGCUUAGCACUGGUGAUUUGUCCCAGGCAGACCACAAGGAGCAAGCGCAGUUGAUUGCGCUGAUUGAAACUGGGCUGGAAAGGCAGCUCGCUGCAGAAUCUUUGUCGCUCUCACACGAAGAGUUUGUCAUGAUAACCAGAGAAGCGUUUCAAUCUUCAGCUCUAAUUUCGAAGCUACACAAUCACCGCACCGUUUUUACUCAAGAGGAAUAUGCCGAGAGGGUCGGUCUGAGCUCGGUAGGAGAGUACUGGGGUUUUGCUACAGAUGGCCAGGGUUCCGCAAACGAUAAAAUGGCAGGGAAAGUCAAUGGCAUCAACGGCAUUAACAAUAUCAAAGAUGUUUUGCUACCGCGCUCUGGACUGCAGUUCCCGGAACUGUUAGAACUUCUCAAGACCGAGUUCUUAUCAGAUCGUUUGGUAAUAUCUGUCGAGACUGCUAAAGGAACUUUCUCCGGGAAAUUGAAGGACAUGAAACUGUGCAGUACAAAUAUCCAACAACAGGACAUCGACAGUGCUUUGAGAAUCGAAGACUGCGCAGAUUUGCUGUCUCUGAUUCGACUAUGGAGGACUCUCGACUGGAAGCUACAAGAUCUCGACAACGCCAUCGUGACGCUGUCCCUCUCUAGGAUCUCUGGGGAGGCUGUUCCCCCGACUUCCGCAAUAGACGCUGAUCUGUUGCUCGAGCUCGCCGCCAUCAAGAAGCUCGCCGCUCUGACUUCUAUUGAAGUCAAUGAAUUGAUACCACUUUGGGGCACAAUGCGACUAAGCAGUCCCAACUCGCUUUACAAAACUCUUUUUUUCCAACCUCGAUACCUGAAACAGUAUCCGGCGCUGCGAGACUUCAACAAGGAGGAUUCCCAGCAGCCAACGCCCCUCAUCAGGGACCUCAUGACGCCCUUACUAUUAGCUCUGGAGCUGACAAAUGAAGAUUUUCGAGUAAUGUCUCAAGCACUUGGAAUUGCAGAAUCGGCACCGUGGAAUCUUGCCAAUAUCUCCAAGCUCUAUCGCCACAACCUUCUGCGCCGAGUGCUUGGGAUUUCCUUGAAACAGUACUUUUCACUCGAUGUAUUUAACUGUGAAGACAUGGGUCCAUGGCAGAGUCCACGGAAGACAUGGAGCGUUGUAGAGAGGUGGAAGGUUUUACAAGAGGCCGGAUUCUCAAAUACCCUAUUACUCAACGCCUUUGGGGCCACAAUCGACACCGAGGGUAAUUCGGCGUAUAUUGCGGGCUUGGCAGCUGGCAUGUUGUCAUCACUUCAAGCGCUCAACGAAAGUGCUAUUGUCGCACCUGGUUUCAAUGCGCAGACUGAUAUCAACCUUCCAAAUCUUAAUACGAUUUGUAAUUCAGUGUUCGAUUCAACAAUAUCCGAGAAAGUGACGGCUAUGUUGACAGGUACAUGGUCAGUUACAACUGAAUGCCACAUCGGUGUGCAGUUACCAAACGACUCGCCUCUGAGACGAAAGGUCCUUCAAAGGCCUGGAACUUUGACUUUGCGAGGAAUCUUGACGGCCGAAGAGCACGAUACACUCUCGAAACUUGGCUCUGAUGGCACCAGUUGGAGAUCCGAUGUCGAUCGUGUGUACCAGAAAUCCAUCGUACCGCUUCUGGCACUCUCGUCAUCCCUUGGCAGCAACACCAUCGAAAGUUUUACUGGAAUAUUCAGUCCUACUGAGCAGCGGAACCCAUCAGAGAUCGGCACUGAAAGGCUUCAAAUCAUCAAAAACAUCAUCGUGGCAAUCAUUGAUCAGAGCAAACUGCAGGCCAAGAAGGAUUUUAUCUUCGCAACCAUCAGUUCUAAACUUGACGGACUUAUCCCAAGUACCUGUCAAUCUCUGCUUGAAAUGCUAUCUCCCGAUGAUACCAAGCCUCUUGACUUGCUGCUCUCAAUUGAGAAAUUGAAUUCAACGUCAAACCAAACCAUGAUCGGGCCUUUGGAGUGUUUUUUCAUCGCCCCUUCUCUGGACAAGAUUCGUAUUGCUGGGCCAUCCGACAAACACUUUACUCUAUCACUAGGGGGAAAGGAGAUGUUAGCAUCUGAUUCAUCCUCUACCGCACUCUCGACGACCCGUGGUCAAUUAUAUGCUCUCAGCACAGCCAAAGCUGAGGAUCUGAAGCUAUUCUCUGUAGUUGAUUCCUCGGGCACACAAAGCAGACUCGUCGAUCACUUACUGCAUCCUGAUACAGUCGAAAUUGUUCGAAAGGUCCUGCGCAUAUUGAGCACAGCUGCAGAGGUCAUCAACACGAUGAAACUGUCCCCAGACGAGUUGAUCUACUUUAAAGAUCAUCUUCGCUUUGAUGAACCUGCCAGCGAGGGCCUUGAGUUAUUGUGUGACCACGUCAAAGCCCGUGCACUGAUCAAGCCAAAAUCAGGCGUCACCAUACUGGACUUGUACCGAGCUGGCCCCUUGCCACAGGGCUCCGAGAAACUGGAGACCAUUUGUAACCAGCUUUCCAAGUCCACUGGUUUCGAACUGCUUCGUGUUCGCGAACUGGUGACAGCCUGCGUCACUGCAGCACGAAGCGCCGUCGCCAUUGAUGCAAAGUUUCUUAUACGAUUGAACCGACUGAUGUCGUUUAUCGAACGCGUCAAUGUAUCUGCCGAGAAGAUGAUCCAGUGGAGCGCUCUCACAACCCCAGAGGACACGACACCAUUAUAUGAGGCCGCUAAAUCGUUGGAAAGGAUUGUCACAGUCCGUUCAGGAGCCUCCCCAGCAAAGGCAGUCGAAAAUGUCACCAUGCAAAAGAGAGAGUGUCUUGUUCAACAUCUGAUGGCGCUCGCAACGAAGUAUGGUGUGCCUGCGGAUGUUGAAGGCCUUUUUGAAUACUUUCUCAUGGAUGUCAAGAUGGGCCCACAACAAGAAACCUCGCGUAUCAAGCAGGCAAUCUCAACAGUCCAACUGUUUAUACAGAGGUGUCUUUUGGGCCUGGAGAAAAAGAACGGCAUUCCCACAACGGCUAUCAAGCGGGACACUUGGGCAUGGAUGUCGAAAUUCGUGCUGUGGCAGGCAAACAGAAAGGUCUUUCUCUAUCCUGAAAACUGGAUCGAACCUAGUUUACGCGACGACAAGAGCCAGUCAUUCCGUUCUAUAGAGUCAUUGAUCCUGCAGAGUAAUCUGAACUUGGAGGUCAUUGGGUCAAUCUUUCGACGCUACAUCUAUGACACCAAUGAAAUAGCAGAUCUCCAGAUACUCGCGUAUUUUUGGGAGUCUGGAGCCAAGUUCACUGGAAAAUAUCACCUAUUUGCAAGAACAAGGACCGCGCCAUACCAGUACUACUACAGAGUGUUCGAGGUCACAGGGGUCCAGAACGACUCACCCCGAUUCAAUUGGUUCCCCUGGGCCAAAAUUGAAGUAGAGAUACCUGCCCUUGAGGUCGAUUGGGACGGCAAAAGCUUGUCUAAAGCAGGAACCUAUUUGGUCCCAACUAUCUACCGCGGUCGCCUGUUCCUGUUCAUUCCUCAGAUACUGCUCAGAACCCGUCCUCAGGCAGCCAGUAGUGUAACCCUCAAGCUGGGCGAAACCAUUCAGCCACCGGAGAAUCAGCAAUACUGGGAGAUCAAGAUAGGGUGGAUUGAAUAUCGAAAUGGCAAGUGGUCGAGGAAAGAGGUGUCUUCAUCAAGCCUUGAGGUUGAGGGAUACAAGACUCAGCCAAACGAUCCUUCGAUUCCAGCCGCUGCCAGGAAUAUGCCGUCUAUAUCAGCCUUCCACUUUCGCGCCUCGGCUAGAACAAGUCCAGCUACUGACAAAACGGACUCAGUCGUGCCAGGUAACAAUAUUCUUGUUCUUGACGUGUAUCGGUGGUUUGAAUCCAAACCUUCCGAUUAUCGACAAAUCCACCUGGGCCGGUUUGAGCUUCGAGGGACGCAGAUGAUUGUCAGUGACUUCAAAGACACUAGCACGGCUUGGAAACGCACUACCCCAACAAGGUUCCAGCAGCUUGACCAUAAAACUUCCGAGAAAGAAGAGACCAAGUUCAAAGCAGAAUUACAAAGUUACCGGCAGUACAAUCCGUCUACGAGACCGGCUAGUGAACAACAGCCUCUGCUGACGCUGCCACCUCACAUAGCCGAACUGGAUACUGAUCCUACCCAGAAGCUUACUUGGACUGUCUCUUACAAUGAGUUCCAGUACAACGGUCCAUCUGCUUUGGUUCUCGAAAGAGCUACAGUGUCUCAUGUGGAUUCAUACUUUGGAAUCAUCGGACGUGACAGCCAAGGUCUUGUACCCUCCACGCAGCGGGAUACAAGUUCGGUACAGCGACUAAGCAAUGAUACUUGCCAGACACUGAUGGAAAUAGUAACAAGGUCAGACAGCCUGGAAGGCCUUUUCAAUGGCCUAGAGACUGUGCCUGAAUCCAAGAUCAAGAAUGUCUUUGGUGACCACGGGGAGGGAACAAUGAGAGAAUUGGGGACAGCAAACUCGAUUUAUAGCUGGGAGUUAGGAUUCCAUCUAGUACUCCUUCUAAUGGAACGCCUAUACGCGACUCAGCAGUUCGAACUUGCGCUGCAGAUUGCGAGCUUCGUAUUCGAUCCUCGAGCAGAUGACGAACCCAGUCCGAAAGGCAGUAACACACAGCCAUCUGAUAAACCAUUAUCCAACUUGGACCGAUGUUGGAGGUUUGUUCCUUUCAAAAACCCAAACCUCCGCCUGGCAGGAUCCACGAGGCAGGUAGUUCAAAGACUUUCUGCGGGACAUGACAAAUCCAAUGAUAUCAAUGACUGGCUUCAGAAUCCCUUCAACCCUCAUGCCAUUGCUCGUGGCAGGCCCUCAAUAUACAUGAGACGCUUCAUCAUCAAAUACAUACAGAUACUUGUCGCAGCUGGAGAUGUAUACUUUCGAGAAGAUACUUUGGAGAGCCUCCCCCUCGCUUUGCAGAGAUAUGUGCAAGCCUCACAGUUGUUUGACAAGAGACCGGUGGUUCUUCCACGACAGACCAGGCCUAUCUCAAAGUCCUACAAUGCAAUCAUCGGCGAUCUUGAUGACUUUGGUAGUGCCGAGAUCGAUAUGGAGUUGCAUGCACCCUAUUUUAUUCAACCCAGCGAUCAAGAAAAUGCAUCCGCUCCAUUUUACAACGGCGUACAAGGCAUGGUACGCUCGCCAUAUUUCCCUGUGCCCGCAAAUCCGCAAAUGGCAGCACUGCGAGAUCUUAUCGACGACCGCUUUUUCAAGAUACGCAACAGUCUUGACAUUAACGGCAAUUUUCGUCGUCUCCAGUUGUUUGAGCCACCCUUGGACCCUGGACAACUCGUACGCAGCAUGGCCACAGGCGGUAUGGCAAGUGUAGUUGCCAACGCUCUGACUGGCCCUAUGCCAAACGCUCGCUUCGCGUUGCUUUUGCAAAAGGCUUUUGAGAUGUGUACCGAGCUUCGAUCGAUGAGUGAUGCGUAUCUAGUCAUCAAAGAGAAAAAAGAUGCCGAGGCUUUAUCAGCACUGAGAUCUCGACAAGAUCUUGCUAUGCAGAAUGUUGUACUGCGUAGUAAGCAACUGGCACGAGACGACUUGGUUAAGAAUAUGGAGAUUCUUGAGUUGAACCGCAAGUCCCAGGUUAUGAGAUUGAAUUACUAUCUUGCGCUGACAGGAGAGUCGAGCAGCAAAGUUCCAAAGGCGGGUGGUUCCUGGACUGAGAUUCAUCAAUCCAUCGCCAAACCUACGGACGAUGAGCUGGUUAUGAGUCCUGAGGAGAGCAUGGAAAUGGUGAAGAAUGAUGAGGCUCAAGAGCUCGGCAUUGUUGCCACUGCGAUUCAAAACACUUGUUCAAUAUUGAUGGCUCUCCCAGAGAUCCAAGUUCAGGCACAGCCCAUGGGCAUCGGUGCCUCUACUCAAAUGGACCCUAAAAAGAUAGCCGAUGGAAUGAUGUUGGUCGCGUCAGUGAUUCAACAAGAAGCGGCUACAAGAAAUUUUGAGGCUGGCCGGGCGUCUCGAAAAGGGCAGUUGAUCAAGCAGCUGCAAGAUAGGCGACUCCAAGCCAACCAGGCCGGCUAUGAGAUCAUGGUCACAGAUAAGUCGAUCGAAAGCCAGCGUAUCAAGAUUGAGAUGGCGGAAGCCGAUAUUAGCAUGGCCAAGCAACAAAUCGAAGAUCUGACAGAGAUGGACGAGCACCUUCGUAACAAGUACACCAACGAAGCACUGUACUCGUGGAUGGAUACCAGCGCGCGGAAGCUCCUGUAUAGAACAUACCUCAUCGCAAUUGACGCGGCCAAGAGCGCGGAGAAAGCCUUUUUGUUUGAGCGACCAUCACCCUCGACUCCCGAGAGUCUAAUCGAAAGCUCAUAUUGGAACGAUUCUCGGGACGGAGCAUUUGCGGCUCAAAACCUGUAUCUUGAUCUCAAACGGAUCGAGAGCUUGAAUAUGACGCGCAAGCCUCACGAUUUCGAAGUCAAGAAGAGCAUGUCAUUGCGGCAGAUUGACCCUUGGGCACUCCUCCGGUUCCAAGACACUGGCAAGACCGAAUUCAUGCUUCCCGAGGUGUUGUUCGACUAUGACUUCCCGGGACAUUAUUGUCGACGGAUCAAGUCGCUCUGGGUGACGAUCCCGUGUGUCGUGGGCCCCUAUACCAGCGUUUCUUGCACAUUGAGGCUUCUCGAGCAUGGGUAUCGCCUACGUCAAAAGCAAAAUGGUGCGGCCUACUACCCUGUUGGUAGCCUCAAUUCCGACUUGCGUUACCAUACGGACAAGGUUCCGAUCUCUGCCGUGGCGCUUAGCUCGGGCUUCCAGGACACUGGCGCCUUCGAAAUGGAGUUUGCAGCCGGCGAGAGAUACGGUCCGUUCGAGGGAGCUGGCGUAGUGUCUCGAUGGUCGUUGGAACUACCCACCAAAACACGUCAAUUCGACUACCAUACCGUGAGCGACGUGAUCAUCCAUAUCAAUUACACCGCAAUGAAUGGAGGUGCUGCAUGGCAGAUGGAGGCCGAAGACGCCGUGACCAAGUUCCAAGAAAGUGCCGACAGUCAAAUGCACGUGGCCCUGUUUGAUCUGCGCGAUGGAUUGACGAGGCUGAGCAGCACCGGUGAUACACCCAAACUGACGGUCGCAAAUGUCUCGUCGUUGCUCCCAUUCUGGACGCGUGGCCGACAACCGACCUUUUCCAGGUUCUGGCUCGUGGCAUCGAGAGGUUCGUCUUUGCUAGGAGACAAAGACGGUGGCAACUUGCCCAGUGUUGGAGGGAAAUUGGCUGCAAAGAUUACUGACACCGAGAAGGAUGGGCACGAGAUAGGAAUCGCGUCACCAGAAGCAUUGAUGGGUGGCACAUUUGAGGUUGUCGCUACUGAUGAGGAUACUACACAUGGAACGGAAAUGAAGGACAUUGUCAUUGAGCUGAAUAGCCUUCAAGGAAAGGACGUUGCCGCCAUACGUGCUGCUCAAGGUCAAAGGCUGUGGUUGUUGGCAGAGUACCAUGUUAAGCCAGUGCUUAAUACGUAG